This is a messenger RNA of Cuscuta europaea, 1484 nucleotides long. The record is from the annotation of a GenBank genome assembly. Lineage: Eukaryota; Viridiplantae; Streptophyta; Magnoliopsida; Solanales; Convolvulaceae.
ACUUGAAACUUUGCGGCAAAAUGGAGCUUCUCAAGCUAUCACAAUUCAAGGUCCAGCUUCAUGCCCUAAUAUCCGACUUUCACGAUCUCAAAGUAAGAGAACGCCAUGCUUCUGAGCAGCUCCAGCUUAUGGUCCAGAAUCAAAAGCUAACCGAGGAAGAAUUCAACGGGAAAUUGGCUGCAGUAAACGCGGAACUGUAUUUGUCGAAUGAGCUAAGUCAGAAGCUAGACAGAAAGCUGAGAUGGCUACAAAAUGACAAUGAUUUGCUUGAGAGCCAGCUGAAAGAGCUGAAGGGAACCAUAAACAGCAUUCUUGAAUCCAGAAACAGUUUCAUUAAGGCUUAUGAGGGUUCUACGUGUGAAAUGCGACGGGCUAUCGAGUCCAGAGAUAGAAAAAUUGAUAUCCUUUCUGAAAAGAUAAAAGCUCACUCCAUGUGGUUCGCUUCAAUUGAAAAGGAGGCUUCCUCCAUCAGGCAAAUAGUCGAUGAUGCACACAGUGUUCUGAUUGCAAGAGAGGAAGUAGUUGUUGAGUUAAGGAGUAAAGUUAAUGAGGUUUCAACACUUGAGAAGCUGUUUCUAGAAAGGAUAAAUAACCUGGAAAGAGAAUUGAGGAACAAGGAACUCGAGCUUAGGAAAAGGGACAAAACUAUUCUGAAUCUGGAGUGGCAACUUGAGGCAGCAAAUCUAAAAAGGAACUUCCAACCAAAGAUUGAGGAGCUUCAGCAAGAUCUGUCAGUGAAGGAACUAAUUAUUCAGAACUUAGUGUCACAGAACAAGGAGUUACACUUUGAAGUGGCCACUUUAGGUGUGCUCAUGAAGAAGAUACAAGAUGGUCUCUCAAGUAUGAGUGAAAGGGACAGAAAGAUUUUCUCUCCUGUGUUUGAACAUCAAGAGAAUGUUACUAUUGGAAAGGAAGAGGAAGCUUUAAGUAAUAUUCAAGGCUUGGGGGAGAAAGGUGAAGCUCAAAAUGAAAAAGCAAACUUUCAAGACAAGUCUUUGGUCACAGAGGAAACCACGACUCUGCCUGAAUUUGAUGAUGGUAAGAACUCAUUGAAGAAGAAGGUUGGGGUACUCGAUUCCUUUGCAUCUGAGUCUGUUGGCUCUUCUUCUUCUGAAUCAGCCAACCAGGAGUUGCUGAAAAUCAAUUAAACUCGCCAAGAGGUUAUAUGUGGAUUUCCACACCACAGUAGGCAGGCCUGUCAUCUAAACAUGCUGUGCUGAUAAAUAGCCUAGAUAACAGAAGCUUUGUCGGGCAUGAAGAUUUUAUAGGUGCAAGUGGGUUGAUGAUGAUGAUUAUUGUUAUUAUUAUUAUUUCUAUUAUUAUUUUUCAUUCCGUUGUUAUGAAUACAUUUCUAAGAUUAUGGAACUUACCCAAUGCACAACAUCAUAAUUUGCGUGUUGGUCACUUAAACUCAUGUACUUACGGUCUGUUUGGAUGGAGUGUUAAAAUGUGUUAAUAAUGAAAGUGUUAGUAAGUGUUGGCAG